Anguilla anguilla (European eel) is the source of this 7828-nucleotide messenger RNA. Its product is annotated as TBC1 domain family member 10A-like. Lineage: Eukaryota; Metazoa; Chordata; Actinopteri; Anguilliformes; Anguillidae. The coding region runs from base 562 to 3336 and encodes 924 amino acids. The transcript has 10 exons. The record is from RefSeq and is a predicted model, not a curated record.
UUCGUGGCGCGCUGCCAAUUCGUUUGGACCUCUGACUGAUCUGAUCUGCUUGCAUGCAGAUGCGAGAGCGCGCAUGUUACUGUCAUAGGAAAUGUGGUCGGAGAGUGGAACCCACUGGUGGAACCCCACAAGUGGCAAAAAUCUGACUGACUCAAAAGGGACGGAGUGAUAAAAAAAGGAUAUAAGAUACAAACCACUGAACUCGACAAAUGAAUAAACAAGACUCGAUUUCGUAAAUAGCAGUGAUGGAUAGAUAGAUUACAGCCAGCUAGUUAACCAGCUAGCGAACGAUGCGAAUUCGAAAUGUAGCCAGCCAGUUAGCUAGCAAGCUACCCGGCUAGUUUGCUAGUAGGAGAAUAACAUUUUCCAGCUUCCCUGUCUUCACUACCCAUCACAUUUUCUCUUCGCUCUGUUCUUUUCAUUCCGCCUCAUCUGGAGCAGCCGUGGUAUGCUGGUUUGAGCUUGUGAUGGAGGGCCCGAUGGAGUAACAUUCACCGGCUACCGGCCGAAGCAGCACCCUUGUGCAUUUGUGCCUGUGGGCAGUGGCUGCAAGAAACAGUCAUGGCUGAAGUCUCUACCCUUACUCCCUCUCCCCCAGGUUUGGGUGAUGCCCAUAUAAAUUCAUCCUUAUCUAAUUCAUCAGAUCUUCAGCCUCCUCCAGUGACCCCCUCAGACCACCCCAAAUAUACCCCUGUCCCAAAGUCUGGCUUGUAUGGCGACCCUCCAUUGUUGGCAUCCCCUGCAAAUGAAACUGAACUUCAGUCAAAUGGGAAAAGGUUUUCAUCAGUGUCACCUAAUUCUACCCCUCAGGAAUCGGUUUUGGAAGGUUUAGUCACCUCACCCGCUGAAUGCUCUGAAGCACAGAAAGAACAGCCUGUGAGAGAAGACAUGGCUGCAGGAGUGUUGUCACCCUCAGUCCUAGGGCAGGAAGCACAAUGCACACAGGAGGGGGCGUUAGUAAUGACCUUCUGUCAGCCAGAUGGGUCAGCUGCAGAUAGGCAGGGGGUGGGCGAACAGCACAGCCCUUUCCCCAGUGUUAAUCCUCCCCCUAAUCUCUACCCAGAUGUUGAAGUGAACCAGAACUUUUGUCCUAUUGGUCAACCCCAGCCCCUGUGCCCUCCAGCAGCAUCAACAGCUCUCCAUCCCUCCUUGCUCCCCUCAGACAGUACCUCAAAUGCAACUGCAGCCUCAGCAAUUGCAAAAGAUUCCCCAGAAACAAAAUUGGAUGAUAACCUGAAGCAAAACCCUGACUCUCAAAACAAUUCCUCCCCAAAACGGGACCCCCCAAGCAGCCCAAAAAAUCUUGAGCCCCCAGUAACCCCCAAGAUACAGCAUUUUCCCCCAGUUCCAAGCAUCCAGGAGUCUCCUGCAACUCUCUCCUUGCCCAAUCCGCACCAGAAGCCAGCACCGGACACCCUGAGCUACCUUGAGUCCGCCAGCCUAAUGUCAGGGACGCUGGAGUCCCUGUCAGGGCUGGGGGAAGAUUGCAGCUCCCUGGGCUCGGACUCCGAAGUCAGCGGACUUGUGUUCAGGCGAACCGACAAGUAUGGCUUCCUGGGGGGCUCGCAGUACAGCGAGGGCAGUGAAAGAAGUGAUGCCAGAGUGGAUGUUGCAAGACAGAGAGAGAUGAAAUGGCUAGACAUGUUCAACCACUGGGAUAAAUGGGUCUUGCAUCGCUUCCAAAAGGUGAAGUUACGCUGCAGGAAGGGGAUCCCCUCCUCUCUCAGGGCGAAGGCCUGGCAGCUGCUGUCUAACAGCAAGGAGCUCCUAGACUCCAACCCUGGCAAGUUUGAGGAGCUGGAGAGGGAACAGGGAGACCACAAGUGGCUGGACAUAAUAGAGAAGGACCUGCACAGACAGUUCCCCUUCCAUGAGAUGUUUGCUGCUCGCGGUGGCCACGGUCAGCAGGACCUGUAUCGCAUACUGAAGGCCUACACCGUGUACAGACCUGAGGAGGGCUACUGCCAGGCCCAGGCCCCCGUGGCUGCGGUGCUGCUCAUGCACAUGCCCGCAGAGCAAGCCUUCUGGUGUCUGGUACAAAUCUGUGAGAAGUACCUGCCUGGAUACUACAGCGCUGGUCUGGAAGCUAUCCAGCUGGACGGGGAGAUCUUCUUCUCCCUCCUGCGGCGCGUCUGCCCCAUGGCCUACCGCCACCUGAAGAAGUUCAAGAUCGACCCGAUCCUGUACAUGACGGAGUGGUUCAUGUGCAUCUUCUCCCGCAGCCUGCCCUGGGCCUGCGUGCUCCGCGUCUGGGACAUGUUCUUCUGUGAAGGGGUGAAGGUGGUGUUCCGGGUGGGGCUGGUGCUGCUGAAGCAGAUGCUGGGCUCAGUGGAGAAGCUGCGGGAGCUGCAGGGGAUGUACGAGACCAUGGAGCGACUCCGGAACAUUCCGCUGGAAAGCCUGCGGGAGGACCUACUGGUGCAGGAGGUGGUGUCUCUGGGGGUGACGGAGGCCAUUAUCGAGCGGGAGAGCAGCAUCCAGGUGCAGAAGUGGAGGGAGUCCCGGGGGGAGCUCACCCACCAGCCUGGCCGCAGGCUGCACGGUACGCGGGCGAUCCACGAGCUGAAGCUCCGCUCCUCCUCCUCCUCCUCCUCCUCCUUCUCCGUCUCGAGACGGGGCAGCUUCUCUUUUCUGGGGGGCGCUGCCCCGUCUCCAGGGCCCCUCAGGGCUUCCUCCAGCCUCCUCUCGCUCCCGGGCUUCCGUAGGUCCAAGGCGGGCAGCUUCCGAUCGCAGUCCAAGAAGGGCUCUUUCUCCGGCAGCUCCACGUCGGAACCGGCACCGGCGCAGGGUCCGCAGGGUCCGCAGGGGCCACAGGGUCCGCAGGGGCCACAGGGGCCACAGGGGCCACAGGGGCCGGGCUCUGCUGCGAGCUCCGAGUCCUGCUCCGCUCAGGACCCCGCCCCCGGCCCCGCGCCGAGCCCGGCCGCUCCUCCACCGAGGGGCGAGGCCGCUACCUCAGCGCAGGGUCCGAACCCGCCGCGAAACCCGGCUCCAGCCCGCGCCGUCUCCCCCUCCCCCGCCGCCACGCCCAAACCGCGCGAUCCCGGCAAGCCUCCGCCAGCCAGUGCCGCCCCAGGGCCUGCCGUCCGGGCCAGGGAGGUGGGAACAGACAGAGGAGGAGAGGAAGAGGGGAGGAAACAGAAGAAGAGCAAGGAAGAGAAGAAGAAAGAGAAGGAGGAGGAGAAGCGGAGAGCUCGGGAACAAAGGGAGAGAGAGAAGGCGGAAAAGGAGAGGCAGAAGAAGGAGAAGAAGAAGGAGAAAGGAGGGAAGAAAGGUCGAGACGGGGCUGAGACAGAAGGGAAGAGCGGAGCCAAGACUCCAAGAGAUGCUAAUUGAGCUGGCAGCGGAGCAGAGCUCAUCUCCUCAUUGACACACAAUGAGAAGGGAGAAGAAUGAAAGGGCAUUAUAAUGCUGCUUGCACUUCCCAUGAAGGUCAGCAUUCGUAUUGAUUUCACAUACAAGCUAACAUUGGUAACAUUUUAACUUGCGUACCCUUAUAGCCAAUGUCCUAUAUUUACCUCCCCUUUAGAAACGUAUGACCCCACAUUCAGGUGGGUGAGAUUAUUUGUUUAGUCCUUAUUAGCCCUGAAAAAGAACUGACUGAUUUCUUGGCUUGGCUGGUGCUUUUAGCUGCAUGAAGGGCAAGUAUUGUGCAACAGCUGACAGAUUAGACUGAAAGUCUAAAUAGUACACCCAUUUAUGGGAAAUGUUUGGGUACCGUAUGCCCUCUACCCCGUAUUUCAAGCCUGCCCGUAACUAGGUCUUCUAACUGGAAUGCCUUGGCAAUUUCAUAGAAAAGUAUUGCACACAAGCACAUAACCCGAAAUAGUCAUUAAUGAUGAUUAUAGUAUUGGUUGUUUUGAAAGAUGUAUUUAUUUUGUAUUAUGUAUGAGUGUUUAUUAUGUUGUUUGGUUUGACUGUUCUCCACCGUCAUUUUCAGCAUAUUUAUUUGGACAUCCCUGUUUCCUAGCAUUUUCAACAAUGUGUGUGUGUGCGUGUAUAUGUGUGUGUGUGUGUGUGUUACUGUGCGCAGUACACUUUGUUGUUGCAAAAAACCACAUGACUGCGAGACAGAGGUUAUCAAGAGACGGGGUAAAACUGAUUUUCAUAUUGGUGCAGGUACAGAUUCAUUCAGACUGCUGCUAUCCUGAAGCUGUUUCUGAAGUUCAGCAUUGUGUAUUGUGAGCAGACAAUAUACGUUUUUUUUGUUUAACAUUUUGAAGUCCGUUACGGUCACAUUUUUUGCGUGUAUUGUACAUUAAAUGACCAGGGAAAUAAAAGGAUCCCUGGGCUAAAUUUGCAUUAUCACGUCUUACAGAACAAACUGACUAGAAUGACUAGAUUAACAAGCCAGUCUUGCUAACCAAGAUGUCAUAACUCCCCAAUUGUUAAAUGCAGAGCAGCUAAAUUAACAGUGUUGUUACAUGUAUGAUAAUAUGUAUGAAGCAAACAGAUCAAGGAACACAAUGGCAUCUUAUCAGGCUAUGAAGGAUUUCCUUUUUUGUUAUUUAAAAAUUUUAAUAUCUUAAUGUGAUUUUAGCAGGGCUCUUUUUCAGACCAUGAGAAGGCCUGCUGUGUGUCUCUGUCUAUAGUUUCAUGUGGCAUAACCAUGUCAUUGGCACUAGCUGAUCUAAGGUAUUAUGUAUUCAUAUUUUUUAAAAUGUUAUUUAUGUAUACCUGGUUUACUGGAAUAUAUACACGUGCAUACACAAACACACAACACACUAACAAACACAGACACAUUUGUUCAUGGUUUCCCCCCUUUUCUACUGAAUUUGUAAUGCCCUUGCAAACUCUUGCUUCAUUACACAUUGCAGCCCCUGCAGUUGAUUUGUGCUGACUCAAACCCAUCCCCACUAGAGCCAGCACAGUCAGCUCUAUUAUCACCCUGCAGGAUUGUUGGCUGUAGUACAGUGUGGUUUCGACACCAAACCAUGGAGUUCAUCCACGAUGAGUCACCCAGCAGUCCUGAGGUCUUAUAUUUAAUGUAGCAGAACAUAGUCGGCAUGCUUUAGCCCCCACAGCGCCCCAAUAACAAAUUACUCUCUCUUUAUACAAUCCGAAACAGUUCAGCAGCAUUCGUAAUGUAACAAGAUUCUUCGAGAUUCGGGUUCCCUGUCCUUUCCGAGUACAACCAGAAAGGGGCAGCGUCUAUUUUAGUAUACAGCUGUCACUGCUUCUGCAGCUGCAGGACUUGUAAGGAGGUAUGAGAGUGAAUGAUCUCACACUGUGGUGCAGUUGAACCUGGCAUUCAGGGAUAACCUGUCCCAAGUACUAUUAAAAUACAAAUAAGUAAUGGGCCGGUGGGUGCCCUUUGGGUUUAGGCACCACACUGUGCUGCACGGAUGAGCCCCAUGGUUUCAGAUGGAAUCCAGACCGUGCCUGUGCCAGUACUGCGGCUUGCAGCCCCACAGGGCAAUGCGCAAAUGCUGAUUGCGUUGCCAAGGGCACAAGAGGGCUCAAGUCGGUUAGGGACUCUGCAUUCAUUGCUAUCUAGUGCCCCCUGCUGGCCCAUAGUGCUCCCGUGGACUGCAUAUCAAAGCCAUACAUGAAAUGUCUUCCUUCGAGUCAACCCUGUAUGAGCUUAGCUGUGAGCUGUGGUGUGAAAAGAAACAGGCUGGUGACACUGUGUGUUUCAGAGGAGAACCGUUGGUGUCUGCACUCCUCCAAAUCAGCAGUGGUGAACAUGCAUGAACACAGCUGCGGUUGUAAAUAGCUAAUUGGACAUUUCAUAUUAGGGUGGGAAUUGGACAUGUUCAGCCCCACAUUGGCCACCAAUAUUUAAAAAUAAAUAAAUGCAAAUAAUUCACAUAAUAAUAAUAUGAAUCGGAACAAAAUUGAGAUAAAGGACUUUUACUGUUGAAAACGAUUCCAUUAUGUUAAAUAAUGUUGACUAGGAUUUUUAUAGAGAGAGGACGCAUGCUGACAGUAUUCAGUUAAGAUGCUUGUGUAGCCAAUGGGGGAGAGAUCCCGGAAGUUUGUUCCUGUUUAGCUGACACUCCGAAAUGCUAUUCCAAAAGCACAUAAUGUAAUUGCUAUGGGGGGAAAAGUGGAGAAAAACAAAUUGCGCAAUAGAAAAACAUGUUUACUUUUCCAGAAAAAUUGUUGUAAUGUGGUUUUAUUACAUUGCUUCAGCUGAGAAACAUCUCACAUUGUUAUUUUGCUGGUAUAAAAGGGAGAGGACGAAUAUUAAUCUAUGUGAUGUUCAAAUGAGGUUAUGUUCAUAUUUGUCAUUUGGCUGUUGUUGGACUCUAAUCCUAAGGAAUGCAUUGGGACAUGCAUUGCAAACCUAACCUCACAAAUACAUACUAUUGUAACUAAUGAAUUAGUAACUUCUGACCGACUUCAGUCAUUCACAAAUGUUUGUACCAUGUGCAUUAGACACCAUUUGAUCACAAGAUGCAGUUGAUCAGUAGUGUUAGUUUGUUACUGUAAUGCCAGGAGUAAUAAUAUUCUGUACUGUUCAUAUAGUUCAAACUAUGGGGAAAAUGGAAGUUGUAUGUCAAACAAACUUUGAAAAUGGAAGUGUUUACUGUUUUAAAGUUCAGGCCGGUAAAGUUGUUCUAGUGCGUUCAUUUUUUGGUGCUCUGCCCAUCCACAGCUGCGUUGGCCACGCUCAGCUAACUGCAUGUCACAUGUUGUAGUAGUAGAGCUUCAGUGAAUGUGCUGCACAUUCGGUGCACAUUUCCUGCCUGACAUAUGAUUCUCACCCCUGCUGUAGGUCCUGUGUAGUCUUGUAAGUCCUCUGUCUGUAAAUUGUGUAAUUGCUCAUCUACAACAACUGACAGUACACUUAUUAGCCUAGCCAUCUGCAUCACGACUCCAAGCCUGGAGGUCCGAUUUCUGGUCUUAAUACCUCAAACUACAUUGCCCAGUCAAACAGAUUAAUCAAGGAUGGCACAUGGCUGACUAGAUAAGAUGCAUAAUGCAGAUUUUAAAGCAAUAACAACAAUGCCUAAUUUAUUAUCCAAAUUGUAAAAUGCAGUAUUAAAGCCAUUAAAAUUGUAGUCGGGAAGGCAAAUGAGGGAGGAGGAAUAGGAAAAUUUUCAGGAUUGACCAACUCCACCCUGUUCCCUUGAAUUGUGAUUACACAAUCCACAAACCCAAAUUUGUGAUGACUAUGCAAGCCAUCCCCAGAUGUGACAUUUGCUCCCUUGCAUGCGAUCACCAGCAGAACUCCCUUUCACUGCCAGAGACCUCUGCACCCCCCUCUGCUUUGGGCAAGUCCGCCAACCCUUGGUCUUUAACGCCCCCAGUGGCUGAGGAGAUUUGGGCCCAGUGAGUACGCAACACACACACAAAAUUAAGUAGACGAAAGUGCGUGCACUCCGGCUGGAUUUGUGGAAAUGUGGCCUUUUUUGGCAACUGGAAAUUUGAAUGCAGCUGCAGCCUGAUGUAUGGCUGGCGUGAGGGCUUUGGUCUUUGAGUGAGGGGACAGCGCAAGCAGCUGGGAGAUGCAGGCGAAUCGGCACACUGGAUGCCCUGUGCGGUCCUGCGGCUGAGGGACUGGAGCAGGCAGAGCGGGGACGGCGCGGACGUUAGCGCCUUGUACGCGGUUUGUCCCGUCUUCCUCUCGCACUCAACUUCUCGUUUUUCCUUUCGACGGUAUUUCAAGAAUUGGAUGUUUUGUCAUUGUUGGGUGUAUGUUGGAUUGUUUUAAUGUUUACAAGAAGCUGUGAUUUUUUUUUUUGUUCCGGAAACUAAAAAGAAAUAAAAUGUCAUUCCUAAAAGUAAAUACAAUAAAAAAGCUUCAGGUGGCGUAUUUAAUUGUUGAUAUUGACAAAGUAUCAUGACAAUGAUAGAAACUAAUAAUAAAUAAUAUAUUGAG